This is a messenger RNA of Racocetra persica, 433 nucleotides long. The record is from the annotation of a GenBank genome assembly. Lineage: Eukaryota; Fungi; Glomeromycota; Glomeromycetes; Diversisporales; Gigasporaceae.
CAAGAGAAAGCUUGCUCGAACUUGAAGAGAGAGACAGGGUAAUAGAAAAUAGUACAAUAGAAGAGAAUACUAUAGAAGUGAAGCCAGAAGAAAUUAUAGUUUACAGUGACGUGCUACUUGAAAGUUACCUCAAAUUUUGUGAUAAGGAACAGAAGUUUCAUGUCUUUUUUUGGUUAAAGAAGGGAAAUGUAAUUGUAUACGAUAUGCUGACUAGUGUUUAUAGAGCAGUACUAAUUCGAUUGAAUAGUUUAAUAAACCGUUGGAGUGAUCAACUUAUUGUUAGUAGUGAUGUAGAUAUUAUCGUUGGCCAAAAUAGUGUGUAUAGGCCUGAUAUUCUGGUCGAACCAUCGCAGAGAGGAGAUCCAAAUCCAAGAAUGAUUGUAGAAAUUGGGAUAAUAGAAUCUCUUGAUAGUUUAAAUAAUCUAGCAGAGGA